Messenger RNA from Sitophilus oryzae (rice weevil), 2580 nucleotides. RefSeq names its product putative mediator of RNA polymerase II transcription subunit 12. The record is from RefSeq and is a predicted model, not a curated record. The transcript has 9 exons. Lineage: Eukaryota; Metazoa; Arthropoda; Insecta; Coleoptera; Curculionidae. The coding region runs from base 376 to 2229 and encodes 617 amino acids.
ACCCAUUCGAUGUUUACAAAACAUCAUAGUUCGGCCUCGGCACUGCGUGUUUUCUAGAAUGAACGGCGGUGUAUAUCAACCGCUCGCCUCUUCUUAGUUUCUUAGCAACAACAAUUUACCAAUUAGCAAUUCCUGCCUGCCGCGGGUCCGAGUCCACGUCUCGCGGUAGGGGCAACGCUUACAAGGCUCCUGCCCCGUCCCCAGUCACGUCAGUCGGUCUAAGCAGCCGGUCAACGAUACAACAACAAACUAUUACAAUAACAACAACAAUAAUAACAACACUAUAGCGAGAAACUUUCGCCUUUUGCAAAGGAAAAGAGAAAUCGACGACAGAGACGGAUUUUGCAUUUAGUCUCAUUUGCGACGACGACAAUCAUGGAGGAGAAGCAGGCUCCCGAAUCGAUGGCCACCGUCACCAUUAAGCCGGAGUACCCGCCCUCUGAGUACUGCUCUUCUGAACCACCACCGGCUUACCAUAAACCACAGAGUUCUGCAGUACAAGUGGCCAAAAUCGUAGCCGUAACUAUUGUCCUGGUGUCUUUCGUGCUCGGUAGUUUCCUGCUAGCUUCUGCCUACGUCACAGCUAACGCUUCCUGUAGGCAGCUGGAGCAAGACCUCGAGCUGCUGAGCGAGGUAGCUGACAAAUUCGACGGACAGAAUCAGGGACCACUUCAACCAGAAGCUUUAAUCCAGGAAGAACCAACGGCUAAAACUAGCAAUAAACGCCAAGUCGACGCCUUGAAGAAAGAGGCUUCAAAGACCAAAGAGAUUGAAGAUAACAAUAUCGACAGCUCAGACAGUAGCAGUGAUGACUCGUCCAGUGAAUCAGAGGAAGAACCAAAAGUUCAUUUCAAAUUACCCCUUCAAUUGGACUUCGACGAUCUUGCUGGAACUCUCAUUGCCAAAAACCAGAGAUCUAAAAUGAACUGUAUCGUUGAGAAGAAACGUGCCGAAGAAGUCGUUGACCACCAACCCAAGACUUUAAGAUUACCUUUCGGAGUUAACCUUACCACUGACCCAAGAUUCGAAAGGCUUACUGGUGAAAGAAUGGUCAUCAUCUGCGAAAGUGGCCAUAUGCAAAGUGCUCAACCUCCACAACAAGAAAAAGCUCAAUCUGAUGAAGACGAUGAUGAUGAUGACAGCGAUCAAGAAACUAUCAUGAUCCAACCUGUUAUGAUUCCUAUUCCACCAACUAACUUCCAAACACACAUGCCUCAACAAAUGGCUCCCAUGCCUGUCUCUAUGCAAUCUCAAGCUCAGAGCCAACCCCAAAUUCAAAUUCGUCCUCUCCACCCCAUGGAACAAAUGAGACCACCAAUGCCACCAAUGAGACAACCCAUUCAACCUAUGAGACCUCCUAUGGAACAAAUGAGACCCGAAAUGGUUAGAUUCCCAAUGAGACCACCCAUGGACAGACCCAUGAUGGAACAAGAAAGACAACCCUUCGAACAAAUCAUCGCCUACAGACAAAACGAGGAGCCUGUCAGAAAUAGCAUUGAGUACCAAAGACCACCCCAAGAAAUCGAACAACAAAGAACAAUGAUGGUUGUUCCUCAACAGGUUCAUAUCCGUUUUGAACCUCAACAACCACAACAGCCUCAACAACAACAAGACUCCGACACAUCUCCAAAUCCUUUGAUUCAACACAUCAUUCAACAAAUCAUCGCGCAAAAGAUCAUGGACAUCCGCAAGGCUCAAGAGCAAGAACAGCAACAGGUUCAAGAAACAAGAGAGCGCAACUUUGAGCCACCAAGAAUGAUGAAUGUACCUAAUGUACCUGAAAGGCCAGUCCCCCACCCAAUGAUUCCAAUUCCUGAAGAAGUAUUAUCUCAUUUGAACAGAUUGCCCAACAAUGAGCGUGUCAUUGUCGCUGUAUCUGAGCCUGAUUCCUCCGAAGAAGAUUCAUCUUCUUCCUCUGACGAAUCUAGUGCAUCCCAAAGCGCUUCUCAAGAGACUGCUCCUCAACAAACUCAAGAGCAAAAGCCACAAGACCCAGAAAUGGUCGGCAGAGAAGCUUAUAUCAGAAGAUUGCCAGUUAAUAUUCCUGUAAAUAUGAUGCAAGAACAGGACCAAGAAUCUCAGGGAUCUGCUGCUGAAGAGACCCGUCCCCAUUAUGUCCAACCCAGAUCUGUAUCAGUCGAAGCUCCCAAAUCCAGAGUAACCAGGUCUGCCAACCCACUCGUUCCUGAAAAGAGAGUGAAACGCUGUGCCUGCGAAUGUGCUUGCUAAAUCACGAUAAAACAUCAGUAAUUAAAUAAAAUUAUACAUCACUAUUUUGUAUACAAAUUUACUAAAAUGAAUAUAUUACUAUUGUAGAUUUAGUUAAGGUACUUAGAGCUUCUAGAUUAAAAAAAGAAUCUAUAAUUAUAUUUUAGCAACUAUCUAAAAAGUAUGUAAAUAAACAAUCUUUAUAACGUGCUAACGAUAAUAAAAUUCUUUUUUAGCAUUAAGGUUGUUAAUUUAGUUAUGUGUAAAUAGAUUUUCUUUUGAAACAAAAAUCGGUCAAUAUAAUUGUGAUAGUAUCAAUUUGGGUGUUUUGUAAAAAACAGUAUUUUUAAUAAUAAACAAAAUUUUAUUUUG